Molecule: messenger RNA, 3893 nt
Organism: Astyanax mexicanus (Mexican tetra)
Lineage: Eukaryota; Metazoa; Chordata; Actinopteri; Characiformes; Acestrorhamphidae
Gene: sfswap
Product: splicing factor SWAP
Exons: 18
Coding region: 195-3125 (976 amino acids)
Biological process (GO): mRNA 5'-splice site recognition; RNA processing
Molecular function (GO): RNA binding
Source: RefSeq, a predicted model, not a curated record
AGCGUAUGUAGAGUGGAGCAGACAUGUUGCUGUAAUGGAGUGUUUUGAUGCAGUUAGUUAGAGUGUUUCCCGCUUUCUGUCUGUGUAUUUAGUAUAGCAGCAGCAGCAGCAGGAGGAGAAGGAGGUCCUGCUCCUCGGUCUCUGCCUGUGUUGUGAAGGGACGCUGCCCGGCCGGCGGGUCUCCUGCGCGGGGAAUGUACCGGAGAGGGCCGAGCCAGAAGGAGCGGGGCGGCGCGGAGAGCGGCCCCCGCCAGGAGCUGCUAGUGUUCGGCUACGCGUGUAAGCUGUUCCGCGAUGACGAGCGGGCGAGCGAGCAUGAGCACGGCGCCCAGCUCAUCCCGUGGAUGGGGGACAAGAGCCUGCUGAUCGAUAGGUACGAUGGCCGCGGUCAUUUACAUGACCUUUCGGAGUACGACGCAGGCUCAUGGAACCAGAACUACCAGCUGUCUGAAGAGGAGGCCAGGAUAGAGGCUUUGUGUGAUGAGGAGAGAUACCUGGCCCUGCACACUGACCUGCUGGAGGAGGAGGCCAGGCAAGAGGAAGAAUACAAGAGACUAAGUGAGGCGUUGGCUGAUGAAGGCACCUACAAUGCGGUGGCUUUCCGCUACAGCGCCGACUACUAUGACCCCUCCCAGCCCACUGAAGAGGAAGAUGCCAGCAAAGAAAACGACCCUGAUCCUCAGGAGGAAGACUGUGAAGAGCCGUUUGUUGCGCCCCCUGGCUUGGCGAUACCCCCUGAUGUUGAACUGCCUGCCACCAUCAAGACCCACGCCAUCAUCGAGCGCACAGCCAACUUCGUUUGCAAACAAGGCGCUCAGUUCGAGAUCGUGCUGAAGGCGAAGCAGGCGGGGAACUCUCAGUUCGACUUCCUGCGCUUCGACCACUACCUAAACCCCUACUAUAAACAUAUUCUCCGGGCCAUGAAGGAGGGGCGCUAUACACCUGUCUCUGACAGCAAGCAGGACCAGGGGCAAGAUUCCAAAACAGGAAAUUCUGAUGAUAGUAACGAUGAUGAUGAUGACGAUGAUGGGGAUGGCAGCUAUCUUCACCCCAGUCUGUUUGCAACGAAGAAGUGUUCUCGUCUGGAGGAGAUCAUUAAGCCCUUGCAGGUCAUGGAUCCAGACCACCCUUUGGCGGCACUAGUUCGUAAAGCCAAGCAGGAGAAGAACGGCUCCAUAGCUUUGACAGCCAAGCCCGAGGAGGAGGUGGCACCACUGGUGCAGCCCACACCAGCAGAUUACACCACCGACCCUAACAUGGCUGCAAUGUACUAUGGGUAUUGUAUGCUACCUGAUGGCACGUACUGCUUGGCCCCACCGCCACCUGGGAUCGAUGCCAGCGCCUACUAUGGCUCCAUGCCCACUGGCAUGAUGCCGGCACAGUCAGCAUCCGUAGCGCCUCCGCCGCCGGGCACCACUCCUCCACCUCUCGACACCAUGACCGCUGUCCCACCAGCUCCUGCUCCUGUCCCGACCCCUGCCCUCGCCCCCGUCGUUUCUGCCCCAGUCGCUCUCUCUGCCCCCGCUGGUCUUCCCGCCGCCACCACCAGCUCUCACCCUCCUCCAGCCAGCGUAUGCCAGCCAGUAGCGGCUCCUACUGCCGCCAUCAUCCCCCCUCCACCAGAUAUCCAGCCUGUUAUUGACAAGCUGGCUGAGUAUGUGGCCCGGAAUGGAGUGAAGUUUGAGAGCAGUGUGCGUGCUAAGAAUGACUCGCGGUUUGACUUCCUGCAGUCUUGGCACCAGUACAACACUUAUUACGAGUUCAAGAAGCACUACUUCAUGCAGAAGGAAGGUCUAAGCCUGCCGCAGGGCUCUGAUGGGCAGGGCGGCGAGGAAGACUGCACGGCGAACGGUUCCUUCGACAAACAGAAUAACGAGGGCAAGCUCAUUAAAGCGUCCUUUGCGCCCAUCUGCUUCGCGAUAAAGUACAAAGAGAACGACAUGCUGCCUCUGGAAAAGAACCGCGUGCGGCUGGAUGACGACUCGGACGAGGACAGGGAGAAGCAGGAGCAGCUGGAGGGGGCGGAGCAGGCCGUGGCAGGGCUGGAGAUGCAUCGGGAAGCUCUGGUUGCCCCCCAGCCUGAAGAGCAGAAGAAGCCCACGCUGUCUCUCGAGGAGCUGGAGGCCAAGCAAGCCAAGCAGAAGCUGGAGGACCGUUUGGCCGCGGCUGCGAGGGAGAAGCUGGCUCAGGCCUCCAAAGAGUCGAAAGAGAAGCAGCUUCAGGCCGAGCGCAAGAGGAAAGCGGCCCUGUUCCUGCAAACCCUGCGCGGCCCAGAGGCCGAGAUCAAACGGGCUGACGAGCCCUCUGCUCCCACGGAGCCAGAAGUGUCCUCUCUGCCCAUGGGGAUCCUGCCCGCUCACACCCUCCAGAUCCCAGGUUUAGACUACCCGGCUCUGGAGGUCGCCCCGCUGAGGAGUGCGGACCCCCCGCCGCCUGUCCUGCCCCUCUCCACCUCCUCCUCCUCCUCCACCUCUCGAGGCCUCGACCGAGAACGGGAUAGAGAUAAAGAUAGAGAACGGGAUAGAGACAGAGAUCGAGACAGAGACAAAGAUCGAGACAGAGACAAGAAGAAGAAGAAACACAAGAGGAGGUCUCGCUCCAGGUCUCGCUCACGGUCCAAAACCAAGCACUCGCUUCCCAGCGCCUAUCGCUCCUACAGGAGAUCCAGGUCCCAGUCUCGCUCGCCCAACAGGAGAGAGCGCCACGCUCACUCUUCGGAGAAACGGCGAGAGGAGAGGGAGCGAGAGCGCUACGCGAGUGGAGCUCAUCGCCUUAGCAACAGUCCAGGACUAGGCCGGAAGCGCUCAAGGUCCAGAUCCAGGUCUCCCCAUGAAAAGAGAAAGAAGAAGAGCUCGAAAUCUCAGCAGGCCUCCUCCUGUUCUCCCUCAGGCUCUCCAGAAAGGGCUCGAGCUAACACCAAAGGCUCCAGACACGCCACCAGCCCCUCCCCCACCAGCAGCCCUGCUUCCAGCUUAAGCAGAUCCAGGGAUGGUUCACAGGAAAAGGACAAGCAAGUCUCGUCUACCAUCGUCUCGUCAGUGCAGAGCAAGAUCACUCAGGACCUGAUGGCCAAGGUGCGGGCGAUGCUGGCCGCCUCGAAGGGUCUUCAGCCCAACCUGUCCUGAGAUGGGAUGGGAGCAGAAGGGCAGGAGAAGACAGAUGCUGUGAACUGGGUCAUUCAGGAGCAGCGGCUCUGCUAGAGGAGGAGGAAGAGCACAGUCAUUUCUGCUCUUAUGUUACCGAGUUGUUGUUGUUUUUUUUUUUUUGUUUUUUUUUCUUGUGAAUGAGAUGAACGGCAGCCGCGGGGAAGCGGCUGUACCGGUCGCUGAAGCCCGAACAGGUGUACGCCGAGCCAGGCAGCAGACUGCGGGAUUAUCCCUCCUUCUGCUGCGGAAGACUGUUCUUUCUUUUGUUUUCUUUUCCUUUUUUCUUUAGUUUUUUUUUUUUCUUUUGAAUUGUGUUUCUUCAUUUCUCUUCAUUCCUUUCUCUUUUCCGCCAGAAGGUGCCACCGUAAAGAAAUAUCAACGACAGGAAAUAAUUUAUUAAGCAUUGUGUAUUAGAUAAAAACAAAUUCCAACUUUCACCCAAACUGAUGACCCAGCUCCUUCUCGUGCGAUAAUGCUCGCGCCAGAGGGGCGGUGUUAUAUCCUUCUGUGAAGGAUAAUGUUGUUUAUUUUCUCUCUCUUUCUAUUUUUCUCUCUCUUUAUCUAUCUCUACUCCAUCCCAGUUCUCCCUUCCAGCCAGGUUCAUUCUCUGCAGCCACUUGGCUGCUCUGCGUUUCCGUCUAUAAUUAGGUUUUAAAUAAUGUGGCCUUCACGUUCUGAGUUUGUACAGGGUUUACUUUGCAUCUGCUUUGUAAAACACUGAACAGUAAUAAAAAUCUGAAUUAUGAA